GGCCUGCUGGAGCUGUGUGUUUGCCAUGGCACUUUUCGUGGAACACAUCCUGUUGGGCAUCCACUCCAUCAUGCCAGAAUUUGAGGAUUUAGUGAGAAAAUACACUUUGCUUCUUGCUGAGUGUUUCCAGUACAAUUCAGACAUGAAGUCUUAUCCAACCUUUUCUUUGGUGCUGACAGUGCUGCGCAAAUGCAAGGAUGAGGUCAGCAGCAGGCUGUACAGGCAUGGUCUGGAGCUGUGUCCCAUCUGCCUGCAAGAGCCAAAGGACCCCACCUGCCUGCCCUGCAACCACGUGUUCUGCCACAAGUGCAUCAGCCUGUGGCUGGUGCCAGCACAGAUGUACUGUCCCUACUGCAGGGUUGCUGUGGAGGAUGUGGAGUUAACUGUCUCUGAGGAGCUCAGAGCUGCCAUAGCAAAGAAGGCCCUGUUCCAGCAGAGGUGCAAUAAUUUCUUCAUUGACAUGGUCACCACCAUGUGCUUCAAGGACAACAAGCCCCCUGAGCCAAAGGUGAUCCAGAGCCUCCUGGAUCUGCUGUUUGCUCGCAGAGGAACAGUUUCGAAAGACCCAAAUGACCCUGCUGUCUACACAAAAUUCCUGUCCCCAUUUAAUGAUGAGGUGGAUGAAACUCCCAUCAUCCGCUCUGUGAUGCUGAAGCUGCUCCUGAAGUACAGCUUCAAUGAAGUGAAAGAUUAUGUGCAGCAUUACCUGUCCCAAGUGGAGCACAGCAGGCUCCUAGAGGAAAAUGAUAAAAAAGAGCUCUACUUGCUUUUUGUCAACUGCUUGGAGGAUUCCAUGUGUGAGAAGUUAGAGGACAGUGUGGGAUGUGGGCAUGGAAACAGUCUGCCCGAGGACAGAGCCUUUCCAGAGAACUACCUGCCAGCCAGCAGCAGCAGGGCUCCCCAGGAAGCCUCUGUGGAAUACCUGCAGGCCGUGGCCGAGGUGCGCCUGUGCCUGAGCAGGGCUGCAGAGCUCAUCUUCGACCUGCAGCAGCCCAAGAGGCCAGAGCAGAUGAAGGAGAAGCAGUCUUACCUAAAGAAUGUGGAGAAGUUCUGCAGCCUUGCCAGGAACGACUGGCACCUUGUGUACCUGGUCAGGAGGAUUGCCAGCCAGCACGGGAUGGAAUUUGCUCAGAAGUUGGUCACAGAGCCACAGUUCAGUUGGGUGUUCCCAGCAGAAAUUCUGCAGCAGGUCCAGCACAGCCAGUCCAACCACAUCGACCAGUACCUGGUGUGUGGGGAGCGGUACCGGGCCCUGCGCGACGCCGUGGGACGAGCCAUGAUGGAGGGCACAGCCCAGGGGCUGCUCGAAGCUCAGGAGGCCUCCAGCAGCUCCCCAGCUCUGAAAUCUGCCUAUCUGCUCCUGGCUAUCUUCCGAGAGGUCACUGCUCUGUAUGGGAAUCCAAGCCUUCAUCCCAAGAAGCAGCAAACAAAGGUGAUGACUGAAUUCAUCCAGCGCUCCCGAGUGCUGAAUUCCCCCGAGCUGCAGCGCUUCGCAGUUGCCCUGGUGAAGAACACCCUGCCUGGGCUGGCUGUGGAGCCGCAGGGCCGCAGCCAGCAGAGAGCCCUGCUGGAGAUGGCUGUGCACAUGGCUGCUGUGCUGCUCUGUGGGCACAGCCCUGUCCUGCAGCCCCUCAGGAACCUGGCCUUCCAGCCACGCACCAUGCAGCACUCCUUUCUGCCCACGAUGCCCGAGGACAUCAUGGCUCAGGCAAGGACCUGGGAGGAAAUACGUGAUCUGCACUGGUAUGAAUGUGCCAAUGGCCACCCCUGCACUGUGGGAGAGUGUGGGCGCCCCAUGGAAAAGAGCCGCUGUCCUGAAUGCCACGUCCCCAUUGGAGGCAGAAACCACAAGCCCGUGGAGGGCUUCCGUCUGUCCAGGAGUCAUCAAGACAGAACUCAAACUGGCCACAUCCUUGCAGAUGUUGAGCACAGAAGGACACUGGGAAUAUCUGACAGGGGCAUGUCCUCCACAGUCUUUGUGCUGCUCCGUUUGCUCACCCACCUGUCCAUGCUGCUGGGAGCCUCCAGAGACCCUCAGUCCCUGGGAAGGAUGAUCAAGCCAACAGUGAAUGAUGUGAUGAGCUUCCUGAAGCAGCACAUUCAGGAGGACUUGGCACAGCUGACCAGGAGUCUGGGGAAGAGUGUGGAUGACACUAUCAACAUCCUGCACCUGGUGCUCAGCAGCUUCCUGCAGGCCCCCCAGCAGCAGCAAGGCCACCGGCUGGUGCGGUUUGAGAGUCUGUCCACCAAGGAGGAGAGAAACAAUUGGGAAGAAAUUGUUGCAAACACAAUUAUUGUUCCUGAAUUGGAGGAUUUGGAUAAAAAGCUUCUGAAGUUAAACCAACGGAUACAAGAGGAUGAGAGAAUCUUUUCCAACCCCAUAGUGAAAAUAGUGUAUGGGGACCCAGCUGCAUUCCUGUCCCGGCUGCCAGGGGACAGCCACAUCCACCAUUCCAAGAUGUGGAGCUGCCGCAGGAAGGUUUCAGUGGAGAACCUGAGCCACGUUGUGCAGCAGAAGAAUGCCAAGGACACCGUCCCUCUCCUCUGGAAGUUCCUGCAGAAGGAAAGUGAGCUGAGGCUGGUGAAAUUCCUCCCAGAGAUUCUGGCUCUGCAGAAAGAUUUGGUGAGGCAAUUCCAGAACACAGCAGAGAUCAAAGACUGCUCCAUUGGGGAAUUCCUCAGGGAAACCCACUCAGGUGUGAUGAGGGAGCUGUUAGAGAGGAGAGUGAAUGUGUUUCUGUCUGUCUGGAACAAGCUGAGAAGCUCCCUGGACACCAAUGGUUCCUCCCAUCACUGA
Messenger RNA from Pyrgilauda ruficollis (rufous-necked snowfinch), 2797 nucleotides. RefSeq names its product E3 ubiquitin-protein ligase RNF213-like. Gene Ontology annotation, biological process: sprouting angiogenesis; negative regulation of non-canonical Wnt signaling pathway; ubiquitin-dependent protein catabolic process. Gene Ontology annotation, molecular function: ATP hydrolysis activity; ubiquitin-protein transferase activity. Lineage: Eukaryota; Metazoa; Chordata; Aves; Passeriformes; Passeridae. Gene Ontology annotation, cellular component: cytosol; nucleolus; membrane. The annotation marks the transcript as partial. The record is from RefSeq and is a predicted model, not a curated record. The transcript is spliced from 21 exons.